AUUUGAACGUCGCGCCAAGCGGAAGUUGAUCGAAGGGUUGCACGCAAUCACGCGUUCAGAUCAGGUUACUUUUUUCGGCAAUAACUUUCCAAACAGGUGUCCUGUUAACGUGACGAAAUCCGAAGGUUCCACAUUCGCCACGAGAGUGUCAUAAUAAAAGUGAAUUGUGAAGAAAACAAAAAAACAGCAGCAACAAAAACAAAACUGUAAACAAACGUGAGCGAUAGUCCGAGAACGUGAAUAAUAAACAAGCUGCAGCGCAGCGAAUCAGAGUCUAAUUAAUAACCGUUUAUCGUUGGGCGCAAUUAUAAUUAAAUAAAAGCUACAACUCCUGCGGGGCACACAGAAGGAAGGGCAGGCUCAGCGCUCAGCUCAUGCGAGGAGUGGGGAAGAUUGUUUUCACAUUGUUAAUUAAAUGUGCGAUAACCACAUGUUCAUGAAUGAGCAGUGAAUCUUGACGGCGCGAAUAAAUUCUGUCGCAUCCAGAAGCUGGGAGCCAUCAUAAAUGAAAAAUGUUAUAAUUGUUCAAAUAUUUGAAUACCCGAGAUAAACGACACUUUCGGUCCAUCUCCAGCGGUCGGUGGCGUGGUCCUGGGUUCAGCGCGUUCGGAAAGUGUCUCCGAGUCGUCCGAGUCGAGCAAAGUGCUUAAAUUUAUUGGUGUUCAGUGCAGCGGGGGAAAAAGGGGUUCCCUUUCGCGAGUUAUUUUAAUUAGAGAAUACAACAGUAAUAGAGCAGUGUCAAAGCAACGGAAAAAGCAGAAGCCGGUCGGCUGCAUUUUGCAGGGCGCGAGUGGUUAAGCAAAAAAAAAAAAAAAAACGGAAGAAAACAAAAAGUGCAAUUCGCAGCACAUUGCGCAGGAAAAGACAAACACCAGCGAAAAGACGCAGACGGGUAGACGAGAAAUUUGAGAAGCUUGAAGUUGGGCCCAGCCAGUAGAGUCGGCCUCCAACCCGGGUGGAGCCGUGAGCGAAGAUUCGGGGGGAGAAUUGGUAACGCGCCGCCUGAGGAACGUCUCUGAAUUGUAAUACGAUCACAACGUGGUAGACAUUCCUUGGACACGGAGCAGUCGAAGCGAGGCCUUUCAAAGUCAGAAUCCCACGGUAUUCCUGGGCUGCAACGCGGAAGGAAUUUCGCAGCGGCUUCGAUUAGCCGGCAGACGCUACCCGGCGCAAUUCGCCCUGCUACAAACCACAAGAUAGUAGCCAACAGUCAGUUAUCCCAGAUGAUGACGAUGGACGUCACCAAACCGGAACCCUCGGCGGGUGCCGCGGGACACAACGGUGCGGGCAGCGUUGCCAGCAAUGUGGGUCCCAAUUCGCAGCAGAAUGGCGUCGGCGGCGGCGGUGGAGGUGGUGUUGUCGGCCCGGGACAGACAGGUGGCGUUAAUGGCAGUGGAGCCCACCAGCAGCUGUGCGCCGGCUGCGGCAAACACAUCCAGGAUCGAUUUCUGCUGCGGGCGUUGGACCUGCUCUGGCACGAGGAUUGCCUCAAGUGUGGCUGCUGUGAUUGCCGGCUCGGCGAGGUCGGAUCCACACUGUACACAAAGGGGAAUCUGAUGCUGUGCAAGCGAGACUAUCUGAGUUUGAAAAAUUCCAGACUCUUUGGCAACACGGGUUUCUGUGCCGCCUGCAACAAGGUGAUACCGGCGUUCGAGAUGGUGAUGCGGGCCCGCAACAAUGUGUAUCACCUCGAAUGUUUCGCUUGUCAACAGUGCAAUCAUCGAUUCUGCGUCGGCGACAAGUUCUACCUGUGUGAAAAUAAAAUCCUCUGCGAGUACGACUACGAGGAGCGACUGGUGUUCGCUUCGAUGGCAAACCAUCCGAUGCUGAAGCGACAGAUCGGUCAAGGUGGUCAGCAGCAGCAGCAACAACAGCAACAGUCCGGAGGUCAUCAUCCCGUUCAGAAUGGCAUUGGCCACCAGCAUCCGUCGGCAGCCGCUCAGCAGCAGCAGCAGCAGCAGCAAGGACAAUCUCCAAAUCCAAACGCACUAAUGUCCCAACUGGUGGUGGGCCAGCGUGCCGCCGGAGGCGACCACAACAACAACAGUAAUCUACCGGUGUCGCUCGGUGGCGGGGGUCCCUCACCCUUCGGGACGCCCACGCACAUGAAGGCCGCCCUCAGCACCGCUAGUUAAAUUGUUGUUGUACGCGCGUAAGCAUAACAAUAAGCAGCGCUAAUCAACUGUUGAGAAGGACUGUGUCUUUUCGUGUGAGAGGCAACAUUACUCAUUAUACUAACAAAGAAUAACACAACGAUGUGCAAUAUGCUUUAGGUCCUCCUCAAUCGCUCUCGUUUCCCCCCGGAGGGUCCGGGAGAAAAAUGUGCCAAAAUUGGAGGAGGGAGCUUCUCCUAUUUUUAUUCCAUUCCCAAUCAUAUCGAGUGCCAUCAAUUUAUGCCACCUUUUACCGAUCGACAUGGCGCGCGACUUGUUUAGCACAUCAUCAUAGAUCGGAAACGCAAACUAUUUAGAUGGCGGGCACUCUGUAAUCCAUUUUCUUUAAAGUGCGAUAUGGGAGAGGCGGGGAAAAAUCGAAUGUCUAAAUUCUCCAGAAGAAAGAUUGGUUAGGUUACAUUAAUUAAUUGAUUAGUUCUGCUAGUGUACAUUUUUACUUGUAAAUACUAGGCGAUAUCGAAUAUUUGUUGAGUAUGAUAAUUUUUUGUCCCUCGUUUGGGAAAUAGGUCACAGUGGACGGAUAAGUAAGCGCUAUUAGUUUCCGUUUUUGAACCCCCAUUUUUCUACUAAUCAAACAAAAACAUGAAAUCCACUUGGAGAAAACAAAACUAACGAUAAAAAUUCGAAUAAAUGUUCUGGCAUAUGUAAUCAUACUAACUACACAAUAGAGACAACGCAACAAACGCGCAACUGGAGACAAACCAAAGAAAAAACUGUACUAUUUAAUACCGAAUAGAAAUGGAAACGUAAAUGGUGAUUAGUCAAAUUAUUGAAAUAAAACAGAAGAAAAAAAAUUAAUC
Molecule: messenger RNA, 2974 nt
Organism: Toxorhynchites rutilus septentrionalis
Lineage: Eukaryota; Metazoa; Arthropoda; Insecta; Diptera; Culicidae
Gene: Bx
Product: LIM domain transcription factor LMO4.2
Exons: 4
Coding region: 1224-2135 (303 amino acids)
Biological process (GO): positive regulation of transcription by RNA polymerase II
Cellular component (GO): nucleus
Molecular function (GO): DNA-binding transcription factor binding; transcription coactivator activity
Source: RefSeq, a predicted model, not a curated record